This is a messenger RNA of Carassius gibelio (silver crucian carp), 3506 nucleotides long. Its product is annotated as nucleotidyltransferase MB21D2. The transcript has 2 exons. The record is from RefSeq and is a predicted model, not a curated record. NCBI's taxonomy places the organism in Eukaryota, Metazoa, Chordata, Actinopteri, Cypriniformes, Cyprinidae. Bases 78 to 1577 code for a protein of 499 amino acids.
CAGCUGCGCUCCGGUGCGCAUCACAGUACAGCGCGUGCGCUCCGCUGCUUCGGUUCCACCGUGUCCUUCUCGCGAACAUGGCGGCGCCUGCGCUCUCCAGCCGGGCUGGUUCAGCUGGUAGUAGCCCCACCGCCACCCCGAGCAGCACCAAACACGUCCCGCACUCCCCCGAACUGGACUUCAGGUCCGGAACCAGGACCGAGGAGCUUAACCGGCUGAUCGCCGAAUUCAGCAAGUACGAGCAGCGCGAGUACGACGACCAGCGUGCGCUCGAGAUCCACAUGGCCAAGGACUUCAUCUUCUCCAUGCUCGGCAUGGUGCAGAAGUUGGACCAGAAGCUUCCGGUUGCAAACGAGUACCUGCUGUUGUCCGGCGGCGUCCGGGAAGGUGUGAUUGACAUGGAUCUGGAUGAGUUGACGGUGUACGCGCGGGGAACUGAUUACGACAUGGACUUCACGUUACUGGUUCCCGCGCUCAAACUCCACGACAGAAACCAGCCGGUCACGCUAGACAUGCGUCAGUCGGCGCUCUGCCACUCCUGGCUCAGCCUGCGUCUGUUUGACGAGGGAACCAUCAACAAGUGGAAGGACUGUUGCACGGUUGUAGACCAUGUUAACGGUGCCACCAAUUACUUUUUUUCGCCCACGCUGGUGGCCGACUGGUUCUACGAGUCCAUUAGUAUGGUCCUAGCGGAGAUCCAGAAGAAGCCUCAGCGCGGCGUCCCUCGGGUCGAGAAGGUCGAGCGCAACGCAACCAUAAUCUCCAUCAUUUUGGGUGUCGGAGGCAGUCGGAUGCUGUACGAUGUGGUUCCUGUAGUCUCGUUUAAAGGAUGGCCAGCGGUGGCCCAAAGCUGGCUAAUGGAAAACCAUUUUUGGGACGGGAAAAUCACGGAGGAGGAAGUGAUUAGCGGGUUUUAUUUGCUGCCUGCGUGCUCCUCAACAGGCCAGAAGGAAAACGAAUGGCGCUUGUCGUUUGCGCGCAGCGAGGUGCAGCUGAAGAAGUGCAUCUCUGCGAGUCUCAUGCAGGCGUACCAGGCUUGUAAAGCUCUGAUUAUUAAACUUCUCUCUCGACCCAAAGCCAUCAGUCCGUAUCAUCUGCGCUCGCUCAUGCUUUGGGCCUGCGACCGCCUGCCGCAUACAUACUUGGCACAGGAAGAUUACGCCGCGCACUUUUUGCUCGGGUUGAUCGAUGACUUGCAGCACUGCUUGGUGAAUAAAACCUGUCCGAAUUACUUUAUCCCGCAAUGCAACAUGCUAGAGCACCUCAGCGACGACACGGCCAUGUUGCAUGCGCGUAAGUUGUCGUCUGUGCGCUCCGACCCAGCAGAACACUUGCGCAGCGCGAUCGAACACGCAAAAGCCGCGUCACGACUCACGCUUGAGCUCCAUUGGCGCGGAGGAAGCUCAAACCUGUCAUCUCCUCUGUCCGACACCGGAGCUGAUCAGCAACCGGACGACCGGCUCGCGAAGAAACUCCAGCAGCUGGUCACGGAGAAUCCUGGGAAGUCUAUCUCAGUCUUCAUCAAUCCAGACGAUGUCACGCGACCUCACUUUCGUAUCGAUGACAAAUUCUUUUGAAGCCACGCCUGUUGAUCUGACUGGGAACAAACUAACUUUCGCAUCAAUGAUACAUUUUUCUGAAGCCACACCCCUGAUCUGAUUGGGUGCUGACUGCAGAUGCUGUCACAUGACCUCACUUUUGCAUCAAUGUUAAAGUCUAAAGUCUAAAACCACGCCCAUUGAUCUGAUUGGGAGCAGACGACUUCAGUAUAGCUUUAAUUAUAAAUUCUUCUCAAGCCACACCCUCUGAUCUAAUUGGGUGCUGACUGCAGACAACCUCACUGUAGCAUUAAUAAUCAAUUCUUCUUAAGCCACACCCCUUAGUCUUUUGCAUUGAUGACACAUUUUUCAGAAGCCACGCCCCUUGGAUCUGAUUGGGCGUUGGCUGUAGAUGACCUGACAUUUGCAAUGUUGACGUUAUUCUGAAGCCACGCCCUCUGAUCUGAUUGGGAGGUUAUUACCUCACUGUAGUAUCAAGGAUAAAUUCCUCACAAGUCACACCUCCUAAUCCGAUUUGGCGCUGAUUUCAGAUGACCUGACAUUUGCGUUGAUGACAUACUUCAUAACACUGUUUUGUUAUAUCUUUCUCUUUUUAAUGAGUCCCAGAAGCAGGAAGUUGUGUUUUGCACAGAGCCGGAGAUGUUAAACGCUUCAGGCUCUGAACAUGAUGUUAAAAAUGGACAUGAUCCUAUUUCACUGCUGCCAGUUUGAAGUCGUGUUCUCGUAUCUGUUCCUCCCCAUUAUGGACGCCCUGCUUUUACGGGAAGGAUAGAGAGAGAGAGCGGAAGAUUUAUGGAAGGAUGUGGGUGAGGACGGUUUGUGCAUGGCUCACAUGGAAAACAGGAAACCCAUAACUCCACUCAGAAGUGCAAUUAGACAUAUUGUGUUUAUAGCUUUACUUGUAAGUAACUGUAACAUGAUACUAUAAACACGCUAUUUUAGACACCAUUGUUUCACAGUCACACUUACAGAACAACUUUAUUCUCACCAACUAACUGCACAUUAAGUCUCCAAAAUACAAACUCCAUGUGAUGAUGGAUGUUUUUAUCUUUUAACACACAGUCUCUUGGGGUGAAUCUCAUGAAAACAUUUCGGUGUAACAUUUUACAUACCCCCCACCCCCCAAAAUAUGUAUAAUUAUAUUUUGCAUUAAGAUUUUGAAUUUUUUUUUUUUAACUCUCAUUAGAUUCACAUUACUGUAAUUUCUGUUUUUUAGCCUAAAUUUAAAGAUGGUUCAUUAAAUAAUAUUGCAGUAUUUUUUUUUCAUUGCAUUGCAUUAAUUAGUUGCAAGGGAAAAUGUGUUUGUCAUGAAAAAUCUUGAUCUUAGUUUUUAGAUUGCUUUCAUGAGAUUCACUCAUUGGGGAAAAAAAAAUUGUCUGUUUUUUUUAUUUUUAUAUAUAUACUGUAUGCUGCUAAACAUGAUAGGUGCAUUUGAUAAUUUGUUUUUGUAAUAAUUUGAGUAUUUUGAUUUAUUAUGUGAUGUGCUCUGUAACUGCUGUAUUUCACCUGCCCACUUUUCCCAGUUAGACCAAUCAGCCUCAGCCAAUCAUGUGAUCUUUCCAUUUGAUUGGUGGGAGGGACGGAUCAAAACAGACCAAUCGUGAAUCACCAAGCUCUACAGGGACCAAUCGUAAUGCCUUAUCACAGAAAUCAACCAAUGGGGUGUUUUUAUUAUGAUUAAGUAGAUCCUAAAGACUCUUUUACAGCCCCACCUUGUGUUUCUUUUUAUAUCUGAAUCAGGACAUAUCAGAACUAAACAGAAUGGGUUUCUUCAUUAGGCUAAUGUCCUGGAGAAUUGUGUGUACAUGUUAUUCUUAUGCUUGAUAAAUAUUUAACAUGCCAGUGGGCUUAUAGACACCUUAACAAAAUAACAUAUCUGCUCUGGAUCAGUAUUGCAUUGCAUUUUAAACCUGUGUUUGGUAAAUAAAGCUGUACAGAAACUCAAAA